Parasteatoda tepidariorum (common house spider) is the source of this 1154-nucleotide messenger RNA. RefSeq names its product sn-1-specific diacylglycerol lipase ABHD11. The record is from RefSeq and is a predicted model, not a curated record. Gene Ontology annotation, cellular component: mitochondrion. Gene Ontology annotation, molecular function: carboxylic ester hydrolase activity. Lineage: Eukaryota; Metazoa; Arthropoda; Arachnida; Araneae; Theridiidae. Gene Ontology annotation, biological process: lipid metabolic process.
GAGAAGUAAUAGGGUCAUAACCAUUCGAUGAUGGAAAUAGUUUAAGAAGCAGGUGAAACACAAUCAGUUUCAAAUUAGUUUCAGCUAUGGAAGGGAUUGGUGUUCGCCUUGCUUACAAGAUAUUCUUACCUGACUCCUUAACUGAGGUUCAUAAGUUCGAUCAUGACGAAUACACAAAUAAAGCCUUAUCAGAACAUCCUCCUGUUAUAUUCCUACACGGCAUUACAAAUACCAAGGAAACAUGGGAUGAUUGCGGUCAGACAGUUGCCAACAAGACAACCACUAAAGUGUAUACCUUGGAUGCCAGAAAUCACGGAGACAGUGAAUGGACAGAGAAAAUGGACUACGUUGUCAUGGCGGAUGACGUUGCUCGUUUCAUGGACUCCAUCGGAAUUCAAACUGCCAAUAUUAUCGGUCACAGCAUGGGCGGCAAGACAGCCAUGUAUUUUGCGCUCAGGCAUUCAGAUAGAGUACAUGCCAUGAUUAUAGAGGACAUGAUGUUCGUCGAUCCAAAAGUCUGCGAAGAAAUAGGUAGACACUAUUUACUGCUGUUAACAGAAGUCUUGGACAAAAUUCCUCUGCAUGUAGAUCUUCUGGAAGCUAAGAGAAUAGCAGCCCGGCACUUGACAGCCACAGAACAAAAAGUAGAUCGAACUAAGGCUCUCACUCCACUCCAUGAGUGGGAUGGGCGAGAUCUCCCACUCAAAUUGAAACCCGAAGGAGGUUAUGAAUGGAAGACAAACUUGGAAGCCAUUCAUGGGUUCAUAACUAGAAAAGAAUUCACGCCAUCCGAAGUUCUAGAAGAAAUAGGAAAAGAUCCAGAAACAAUCUACGAUGGUCCUGUUUUGGUCAUCUACGGAACACACUCUAUACUCAAUGUGUUGAGCGGAAAAGAAGAGUUCGUCAGAUGGUUUCCAAAGACUGUCUAUGAACCUGCAGAAGGUGCCACCCAUACAAUACACAUUGAAUAUCCAGAAACAUUUACAGAAUUAGUUUGUAAUUUUAUACUGAAAUGUCGCGACAUUUAAAAUAACAGUUUUAAAGAUCAGUAAAAAAACAUGUUCAACCAUGUAUUAUUUUUCGCAAAAAAUAUUCUCGUAUUAUGUUAAGCUCAUAGUUCUCUUUCUAAAUAAAGUUUAUUGAGUGAUAUAGGA